AUGCUGAGCCGCCUGCAGGAGCUGCGCAAGGAGGAGGAGACCCUGCUGCGGGUGAAGGCGGCGCUGCACGACCAGCUCACCCGCCUCAAGGUGGAAGAGCUGGCACUGCAGUCUCUGAUCAGGGCCAAGGAGGAGAACACAGCAGACUCUUCAGCACUAGUGGCAGUGGACCCUCACCAAACUCUUGGGCAGAUGGACAAUGAGGCUGCUAUCAAUCAAACUGAACUACACCUCAGUCUUCAACCUCAUGAAGAGGAAGAGGAAGAGGAAGAGGAGGAGGAGUCUGAUUCUUGAGAAAAAAAAAGAUCAGAGGUAGCUUCUAAUACAGACUCAAGAAUCUCUUCAUUCAUAUAGA
This is a messenger RNA of Indicator indicator, 355 nucleotides long. It is a transcript of the gene SNAPC5, whose product is annotated as small nuclear RNA activating complex polypeptide 5. Gene Ontology annotation, biological process: transcription by RNA polymerase II; transcription initiation at RNA polymerase III promoter. Gene Ontology annotation, cellular component: nucleus. The transcript is spliced from 3 exons. The coding region runs from base 1 to 294 and encodes 97 amino acids. NCBI's taxonomy places the organism in Eukaryota, Metazoa, Chordata, Aves, Piciformes, Indicatoridae. The record is from RefSeq and is a predicted model, not a curated record.